This is a messenger RNA of Toxotes jaculatrix (banded archerfish), 2106 nucleotides long. It is a transcript of the gene csdc2b, whose product is annotated as cold shock domain containing C2, RNA binding b. The coding region runs from base 1 to 468 and encodes 155 amino acids. The transcript has 3 exons. Gene Ontology annotation, cellular component: cytoplasm. The record is from RefSeq and is a predicted model, not a curated record. Gene Ontology annotation, molecular function: mRNA 3'-UTR binding. Lineage: Eukaryota; Metazoa; Chordata; Actinopteri; Toxotidae. Gene Ontology annotation, biological process: regulation of mRNA stability.
AUGGCGGACCCCAGCCUCACGUCGCCCUCUGGGACUCCGCUGCGCUCCCCCAACGACUCUCUCACCCUGUCCUUCCCCUUCCUGAGGGAGGGGAGUCGGGUGUGGGAGGAAGGGAAGGAGCAGCCGUUGCCACGGGAUCUGCCCAGUCCGCUGCCAACUAAGCGCACCCGCACCUAUUCAGCUACAGUACGUGCUCACUCAGGUCCAGUUUUUAAAGGCGUGUGUAAGAACUUCUCCAGGUCACAAGGUCACGGCUUCAUACGACCUUCGCGUGGCGGCGAAGACAUCUUCGUUCACAUCUCAGACAUCGAGGGGGAGUAUGUCCCAGUUGAGGGCGACGAGGUCACGUACAAAGUGUGCCGGGUCCCACCCAAGAACCUGAAGGUGCAGGCGGUGGAGGUGAAGAUCACACAUCUCAAUCCAGGGACGAAACACGAGACCUGGUCUGGGCAGAUCAUCAGCUCAUAGGGCCUGAGCUCUGGGCCUGGUGGGUCAUGCUGAGCGGGGCUGGAUAGGAGGUAGCAGAGGUUGCUCGGGGACUGGUAACUCACGUUCUGUGCUUAAAACUUUUUUUUAAUGUUUUACCUUCACAGCAUAGUGUCCAGUGUUUCAGUUGUAGCUGGCGAUGACAGAUGUUUGUCCACUUACAGAGCUGAUGAACUGUCUGUUUACUACACUGGUGAUUUUUGCUGUGCGUGUGAAACUGAGCAUUUACUCAUUGUUUGGAAAGUCACGUGCUUAAUUGAUUUAUAUUUUUUUGAUCCAAAGUCAGAUUUCAGCUGGGAGCAUGAAGUUAUUCUGCUUUAUCGAUCAUCUGUGUAAAAUAUGAAACAGUGGGGAAACAUAACUUUAAACUGAAGCAGCUGAGUCCAUGUGGAGGGAGGAGAGCGACACAGGACAAAAGGCUGAAUUGAGUUUUAUUUCCUUUCUUUGCAGCUGUUAUGCACUUGUUUACUUCACCAAACUUUCCAGGAUCACAUGUUAGGUGCAAGCAUGGGUCAGAUGACUUGUUAUUGCAACCUACACUGCUUUUUAAAUCGAGUGCAGACUUUGGAAAGAUGAGCUUAAACUUUCAACAACAGAGAUAAUGGAUGUAAAAGAAAGUAGUUUCGAAAGAUUUGGAUGAGCGUGUUGCUGAGUGAAAGAAAGAUGAAAUGGCAGGUUGACAAACCAAAGCCCUAAAUAUAAAUCGUUCUAAGUUUGCACCCUUGACAGGACAUCUCAUGACCUCCUUUUGAGUUUCAGAUCACCAGUAGAAACAGGAUCUCAGGAUGGAAAAGAGGAAGUAUUAUUUUAAAAUUGAGAGGGGAAUGUACUGAAAGUUGGAUGCAGAGUAAAUCAGAAGUUGGGAAUUCAGUUUAUCUGACAUAGAAAAAGCAUAAAGGGAGAUGUGGACCGAAGCGGAAAGACCAUCUUAAACCAAAUACGGACAUUUCAACCACAUAAAACACAUAUUUUACUGUGAAUGGAAAUUGAUUCCAAGUCUUUUCCCCUGAAAAACGCAUAUCCUUGGUUGUAUUGUCUUGUUUGUGGUUAUUUAAGUAUUUAUUUGAUGAUUUGUUGAGAUUUGUGUGUGUCUUCAGAUUAUAACUCUGUCAAAACUUGCACUGAAGAAAUUUGAACGUCCACUUUGAAAAAAAAAAAAACUGCCACAGUGCUCCAGACGUCACAGUCAGGUUUUGGUCCAUUUGUUGUUGUGUGUGAAAAUUCCUGUUUUGAAUUGGUCUGGAGCCAUGAUUUGUUGAAACACAAACCAAUUUCUAAAUCUCUUUUUCUAUUAUUAGAAAAACAUAUAUCUGUGUGUGAUUUAUUGAGUGUAGUCAUCGUGAUGGUGAACUACAUGACUUUAUAGUUGGUGCCAAUAGAGAUAAUUGUCACAGAGAUGUUGUUUGUAGUUAUUCAGGUUAUCUACUGUACUGUAUGUCAGUUUUUUUGUCAUAUCUGUCCCAUAGAGUCUCUAUGCAUCUCGUCUUAUCUCUCAGUGUCACUGCCUGGAUUAGUUCAACAUGAACCUUUGUUUAUUUCUGUCACAUCAAAGGGCACUUUCUUUUGUGGGUGAGCCACUGUGGUGGUGAUCCUCAUGAUUACUUCUGCUGAGCCUUGAAA